AUGGGAGUCGACUGUGCAGUAGAGUCUGCAGCAUCAACUGAUUUCUCAGUCGGAUCUGCAGUUGGUGGCAUUGUUGCUGCAUUGGUUAUCAUAGCUGUGGUCAUCGUUAUCAUCGUAUUUGUCAGGAGACGAAAACUGAACACAAAAGAUCAGACUGGGCGUAGGUCUGUUCCAGAGAAGACGGAAAACAUUCUAGAAAAGGCACAUGGUGCAGCUGACGGACCUAUCUACGUCAAUGUCGAACCAUCUGCAAGAAAUUCAACUGAAAACCUUGACAUAGACGAGACAAACGUCAGUGAUGUAGUGCCGGUAGUUGAUAGAGGAGAACCUGCAGGCGAACAGACAGAUGAUGAGGAGGAGGAGGUCCAGGAUUCUAACACGUAUUACAAUGCUGAUCAACCAGCUCCUCCUCCGUCCAAUCUGCCAGAAGAAGGCUUUGACGUCUCAGAACUUGAAGGUAUCAUAGAGAACAUCAGGAGACAGCCUGGAGGAUUUGAAGCAGAAUAUCUCAAACUACCAAGUGGGUUCAAGCAUCCAUACACCGAUUCACAGAUACAAGAAAACAGAUGCAAGAACAGAUUUGCUGGUUACUACCCCUAUAACAAUAAUCGUGUGAAACUAUCUUUGCUGCCAACCAUUCCACACUCUGACUACAUCAACGCCAGUUACGUCGAUGUAA
Gigantopelta aegis is the source of this 679-nucleotide messenger RNA. Its product is annotated as receptor-type tyrosine-protein phosphatase T-like. The transcript is spliced from 6 exons. Lineage: Eukaryota; Metazoa; Mollusca; Gastropoda; Neomphalida; Peltospiridae. The record is from RefSeq and is a predicted model, not a curated record. The annotation marks the transcript as partial. Gene Ontology annotation, biological process: protein dephosphorylation. Gene Ontology annotation, molecular function: protein tyrosine phosphatase activity.